This is a messenger RNA of Clunio marinus, 987 nucleotides long. Lineage: Eukaryota; Metazoa; Arthropoda; Insecta; Diptera; Chironomidae. The record is from the annotation of a GenBank genome assembly.
AUGCCGCAAAAUGAAUAUAUGGAACGUCACCGUAAACUUUACGGCAGACGAUUGGAUUAUGAAGAACGACAAAGAAAGAAGGAAGCUCGCGCACCUAAGAAACGUGCAAGAAUGGCUCGUGAAUUGAGAGGCAUCAAAGCUAAACUUUUCCAAAAAGAACGUCGUAAUGAAAAGAUUCAGAUGAAACGUAAGAUUCAAGCACAUGAAGAAAAGAAGGUGAAGAAACAAGCAGAAAAAGUUGAGGACGGAGCAUUGCCGCCUUAUCUCCUUGAUCGUGGAAUUCAAUCAAGUGCUAAAGUUUUAUCAAAUAUGAUCAAACAAAAACGUAAAGAAAAAGCUGGCAAAUGGGAUGUUCCAAUUCCAAAAGUUCGCGCUCAGUCAGAUGCUGAAGUGUUUAAAGUUUUACGCAGUGGAAAGACGAAACGAAAAGCUUGGAAGCGAAUGGUAACAAAAGUCACAUAUGUUGGUGAAAACUUUACGAGAAAACCACCAAAGUUUGAAAGAUUCAUUCGACCGAUGGCUCUACGUUACAACAAAGCUCACGUCACACAUCCGGAGUUAAAAGCAACAUUUUAUCUUCCAAUCAUUGGCGUGAAGAAAAAUCCAAACUCUCCAAUGUACACCAGCUUAGGAGUUAUCACAAAAGGAACAGUGAUAGAAGUGAACAUCUCAGAACUGGGCUUAGUAACACAAACAGGAAAAGUUGUUUGGGGGAAAUAUGCACAAGUUACAAAUAAUCCAGAGAACGAUGGAUGCAUAAAUGCGAUUCUUCUUGUCGACGAAAAUGGAAAAAUCCACCGUUUGAGACGUGAAUGUCCAGCAGAAACUUGUGGUGCUGGAGUAUUUAUGGCCGCACAUGAAAAUCGCGCUUACUGUGGAAAAUGUACAUUGACAUUCGUCGACAAGGAAUAAGAAAAAUCCAAUAAUGUUUAUUCCUCCAUUUUCUGAAUGAUAAGAAAAUAAAAUAUAUGGAAACAUAAGAAAAAA